AGAUAAUUACAUCCAGUACAAUACACACGUUUUCGUGUCAGAUCAUCUUCUAAAUUUGUAGUAUACCAUUAAAAGUAUUGAAUUAAUUGAAUAAUUUUAUUUUUGAAUGUAUUUGAUGAAAUUUGCGUAUUCAUGUUGAUUUUAACUACAGCAAUGAUUCUGAUACUGUGACUGUGACGUCAUUAUCGUCUAGUUGGGUUCUGGUUGGGUUACCUCAGAUCGUUGACUUGCUGCCGACAUUUACGAACAGAAAAUGUAUUUAUUAGAAAUUAACGUGUCUUUAUUUAAGUAUUGAUCCAUUUUUUUGUUGCUCAAUGUUGAAUAUAUUUUAACAAUUGUUUACUGGUGUAAAGACUUGGGUGCAGUGUUCCUAUUGAAGCAAAAUAGAACAGGGUGAAAUGUCUCGACAUGAAGGUGUCAGUUGCGAUUCGUGUUUGAACGGCAACUUCCGAGGUCGCCGCUUCAAGUGCUUGAUCUGCUACGACUAUGAUCUGUGCGCCACGUGCUAUGAAGGUGGAGCUACCACUACGAGACACACCACCGAACAUCCCAUGCAGUGCAUUCUCACACGUAACGAUUUCGAUCUUUUUUAUGGAGGCGAAGGAUUGACAGUCGAGGAUCCUCAGGCAUUCACCUGUCCUUACUGUGGCAAAAUGGGAUUUACAGACGCCGCAUUGCAAGAGCAUGUCUCGUCUGAUCAUUCAGAAACGUCUUACGAAGUUGUGUGUCCAGUGUGUGCGGCACUGCCAGGCGGCGAGCCGAACCUGGUGACAGAGGACUUUGCCAGCCACCUCACACUCGAGCAUCGAAACAGCCCCAGGGAUCUCAUAUCCUUUCUGGACGAACCGACAGGAUCUCGGCAUGCCGUAAGGAGAAUACCGCACCAUACUGCCAGGGGAGUUGGUGGAUCUUCCAGGGCUAGGCCACGAGCGUCCAACAUGCACUUCAAUACGACAGGGCUUUCGGCGUCUCUGUCGCCCUCGUCGCGCGACGCCGUCGACCCGAUCGCAGAGCUGCUGUCGCAGCUGUCGGGAGUGCGCCGAACUGCGGCUGCGGGGAGCGGUGGAAGGGGCGGCAGCCAGGGGUCGACCACCCCCUCUCAGCUGCAGCAGCUGCAGAUGCAGUUGCAACUGGAACGCCAGCAGGUUCGGGCGGCCAGGCAACAGCUGGAACGACUGCCGCGUCGGCAGACGCAGAGCGGGGGCGGUAGCGGUGGCGGGGGCGGGAGUGGUGGAUCGGGGGGCGGAGCCGCCUCCAGUGUGCCUUUGCACUCGACGACAGGGGGGCAGACGGAGGGGGCUUCCCACUCACAGUCCUCAUCUCAUAGCAAUUCGCAGCUCUUGUUGUCCAGUUGCAUGGACGUUAGCCUGACGGACGCAGAACUGCAGUUGGCGGAACGCGAGCGUGCCGAUCGCAGCCUGUUUGUGCAGGAGCUGGUGCUGACCACUCUGUGUGAGGAGGAGGCGACUAGCCACACGAGGCGAGUGGCCAGCCACCAGUCGCCGGUCGCCGCCACCAACACGCCACUCACACUGCAACAGACUCAACAACCCUCCACCCAACAGCAACAACAACAACAACAGCAGCAGCAGCAAGGAGCAGCGAAAGCAGCCGCAGCAGCAGCAGCAACCGCCGACUGGGAGCCGGCCGCGUUGCGGAGGGUGGUGACAGGGGGGCGUGGAGGCGCGGGAAGCGGGGCGUCGGGAGCGGGCUCAAGGCCGACGUCGACAACAACGCCGCACCAACAUCAACAGCAGUCGCAUGCGACCGCGGCCAACCGACAACGUGCCCCCACCACUGGAACGGGCACCAUCCGGUGUGAAAGCACCCCUUUGGCCCCCGUUGGCGCGCCCCGUCGCAAACCCGUGCGACCCGUUCCCACGUCGGAGCCUCCGCCUUCACUCUAGUCCCCCCUACCACCCCGCUCACCAUGACUUAGCUGACAGUGUGUCACGAGUUGUUCGCCGCCUAAAACAAGGCUAAAUCAACAUUCAAUUGCCACAAUUUCGUAAACAAAAACUAGUCCAAAUUUAAUUCUUCUUAAUCGAAAAUUAUAAUUACUGAAAAUCUUGACUAACUAGUUAUAAAAAAAAGAAAUAUCUUGCUUAGGUACCACCAGUAAAGGUUAAAGGUCCUUACCGCUGGUGGGAGUUACUAGUCCGAAUCACACAAAAUUCAUCUAUAAUGUAUUAUUUGUCAUCAGAAGCUUAAUAAUUAUCCUUACCGAUUUGAAAAAUAUUACAUUUUUCCUACUAUGCUUACUGAUUUGAAAAAGAGAACAUUAAAAAUAGUACUAUUCUUUAUUGCCUCGAUACUAAAGCAUCAGAAUAAAUAAAAGUAUAAAAACCAAUCGGAUAAAUCAUCUGGAAGUAACCAGGCAUCGCUCAUAGUUGACACUAAUUUUCAAGAAUUUUAUCGGUCAUUUGCACAUGAAAAAUAUGCAUAUUAUAUGAGAAACUCGAAAAUUAGUAUCGGUGACUGUAUGGCGUAUGCGUUAUGAAUGGCGGCUGCCGGCACGUGACCACACUGUUUUCUGUAGUCAUUAGCCCUAACCCCCCUUCAGCCCGCCCGCUCUCGACUUGACAUGAAUGCCUUACCGACGACCGACGCUCUACUUUUCUGUUCUCGAGUCGACAACCCGCGGUGCGCCAGCUUCUCUGUAAUCAUUAUUAUUUUUCAUCUCCAAAUUCUCUUCUCAACCAUAUUAUUAUAUAUUAAUUGCUCUUCUUCUCACAACACAUUAUAUACAAUCAUAAUAUAUUAUUAUAAAACAUAUUUAAAAUGGUUUAUUAUCAUUUAGUGUUUAAAUAGAAAUAAUGUAUUUAUUUCGAUUAAUUGUAAUAAAUCGUCGUAAAUUGUUGUUGUGUUUGUCUUCUUGUGUUUGGCGGUUGACCUCCCUGAUCGGAAAUAGGUUGAGUUGCCGGAGAAUGAAUUGAUUUGGGCGGUUUUCCGGUAAAUAUUCGACUUCUGGAAAGUGACUUGUUAUGGGUGGUGUCACCCUAGCGAAAAGUAACUUGGAAGCAGUGUCAGAACUUGAACAUGAGGCGGCAAGCUCAAAUAAUGGUUUUUGUUUUUAUGCCCUAGGCCCUAGGCAUAUUGGUUUGAAUCUGAUAAUGUAAUAUAGACGUACCGCCUCUAUGGUAUCAAACCAAUUUCUUCGAUAUAUUUUACUCUAAUUUUACUCAUCGCUGGAAAACAUGGCUCGUCAUUCUCUACAAUCUUAAAUCUCUGUCUUAUUAUAAUAAUUAUUAAUUUUUUUAUCACUUCAAGUGCUAUGUAUAUUAUAUAUAAAAACUAAUAUUUUUACUAGACUGAGAGUAGUAUAAAUUGUCAAUAGAAAUCCUUCAACUUACAAAGUGUGUUUGAGGAUUGUAAUGCUUGAAAGUACAUGAACAAUACAGGAAGGCGAAAACAAUUUUGCUGGGCCUGUUAUAAGAGGCUGAAAGAUUUAUGGCUUUAAAGUGACAUCUGUACAGUACAAUCUUGUAAAUUUUAAAGUGUAUUUAAAAAGUAAUCGUUUCGAGAUUUUGAUUUGUGUUUAGUUGAGGAGUAAACAGUAAUUAUUUAUGUUUGUAAAAAUUUGGUUAAAAUAAGUUAGACCUUGAAAUUGGAAUUCACGUUUCAAAUUUGGUGGCCUAAGCAACACUUCAUCAUGUAAAUAUCAUUCGAAAUCAAAGCUUGGAUUUAAAUUUUAUUUGUACAUUUUUGAACAGUAUAGAUUCUCGGGUGUGUAUUGUUCAAAUUUUCAAAGUGAUGGUUUGUUUAUUUUGGUAAUAUUAUUAUAUUCAUCAAAGUUGGUCGGAAAAUAGGAUUGGACUGAAAUUGAAUUUAAUUUAUAAUUCUGAAGGUGUGUGUACAUUUUUUUACCAAAAAAUGAAAUUGUUAUGGAAAUACCGUUAAAUCAUACUCUUACCUUAAAACCAAUGUCUCAAGAUUUGUUGUUCAAUAAAGUUAUGAGAUAUU
Messenger RNA from Nilaparvata lugens (brown planthopper), 3963 nucleotides. Its product is annotated as E3 ubiquitin-protein ligase KCMF1. The record is from RefSeq and is a predicted model, not a curated record. Gene Ontology annotation, molecular function: zinc ion binding. Gene Ontology annotation, biological process: synaptic signaling. NCBI's taxonomy places the organism in Eukaryota, Metazoa, Arthropoda, Insecta, Hemiptera, Delphacidae. The transcript has 9 exons. Gene Ontology annotation, cellular component: plasma membrane. The coding region runs from base 399 to 1907 and encodes 502 amino acids.